AUGGAUACGGGACCCGAUCUUAUUGCUGGCGCGGCGGAGCUGCGUCGUAGACAGGUGUCCACAAAUGCAGAUAGUGAGACUGACGAUGAUGUUAGUGAUGCUGCUGCAGAGGCACCUAAGAGCAGGAAAACCUUUGGCCGUACCAAGGAUGGAGCACUCUUCACCGUUCCUGUCACGCAUGACAUGGUGUCGCAACUCCUAGAUCCCAGAGAGCCCAAGAACGCAUCGGAUGUAACUGUGCUCGCUGUUCUGGCCGCACAUAUCCUGGUAGCCUAUCUCUUGCCAGAUCCCAUUAGACGGCCCCUCUUUGCCGUCGUCUUCUUGUUCUGGCGUGCUUCGUACAACCUGGGAAUUGGCAUCCUCCUACACCUGCAGUCAAAUGAUAACAAGCUGGUCGCGUGGGCUAGGAAGUGGAGGCUCUUUGAGAACCCCUCUACCGGCCGGAACCCCAGGCCGUGGCUGUACAACUUUCUGAAGCACGAGUUGGAGGUUAAGGUCCCGGAAGAUUACAAGUUCGAAACGGCCCCCAUCGAGUACAACACAUGGCUUGUCUUUAGGCGACUAGUGGAUCUUAUUCUCAUGUGUGACUUCGUCUCCUACUGCUUGUUUGCAAUUAUCUGCGGGCACCGCCCCGAAGGAGAGUCAAUUCCUGCCACCAUCAGCCGAUGGCUCCUCGGUUGGGUCCUGAUAGGCUUCAAUCUCUGGGUCAAGCUCGACGCCCAUCGCGUCGUGAAGGACUAUGCCUGGUACUGGGGCGACUUCUUCUUCCUGGUUGACCAGGAGCUGACCUUUGACGGCGUCUUUGAGCUGGCACCGCAUCCUAUGUACUCGAUCGGCUACGCGGGCUACUACGGUAUCUCUAUGCUUGCUGCUAGCUACUCGGUCCUCUUCAUCUCCAUCGCAGCCCAUGCCGCCCAGUUUGCCUUCCUGGUCCUCAUAGAGAAUCCUCACAUCGAAAAGACGUACAACCCCCCUGCCCCCCGAAAGCGCCUGGAUACUUCUAGUUCGUCGGACACUUUCGUGCAACCCGAAUCAGCUGCGCCGGCGAGACCUAGUGAAGCGCCCUCCCGAAUCCACAACCUGCUGGGCUACAAGAACAUCGACCUUCUGCGGAACGUAGAUUUUUCGACCUUGUUGCUGGUGACCUACUUCGCGGCCUUGACCCUAUCGACUCCGCAGACCCCGUUAUACCAGACCCUCUUUGUGAUUCACGCUUUUCUCUGGCGACUCUGGUAUUCCGUCGGAUUGGGUGUCCUCCUCACGAAGCAAUCUGCCAACAAGAUGUGGACCCGCCACUUUUUGAAGUUUGGAGAGACAGUAGAUGAGGGCUGGCGUCAGUGGAAAGGGAUGUACCAUAUAUCUCUUACGUUAUGCCACUGUGCCUUCGUAGCGGCCUGCUGGAAGAUGUACUCCGCACCGGUCGACUGGAACUACGGGUCUGUGCUGCUGAGGCAUGUUAUCGGUGUUAGUCUCAUCGCCCUUCAGAUAUGGACGGCCGUGAGCAUCUACGAGUCGCUGGGCGAGUUCGGCUGGUUCUUUGGAGACUUCUUCUACGACCAAGGCGUCAAGCUCACCUACACGUCCAUCUACCGCUUCCUGAACAGCCCCGAGAGGGUAAUCGGCACGGCUGGUCUAUGGGGUGCCGCUAUCAUUACGUGGAGCCGGUCCGUAUUCGUCCUGGCGCUGGCCAGCCAUCUUCUCACCGUCGCAUUCCUCCAGUUUGUCGAGAAGCCGCACAUGCAAAAGAUCUAUGGCCGUAGCCUGAGGCGCGAAGCUGGCCUGACGAAAUUCAUCAAACGUUCCCUGCCCCCGCCCGUCGUGGAGUGGCAGUCGAGCGUGAACAAGGUCAUGGACGAGACGUCGCAUUUUGUCGAGGACUUCCUGGACACGGCUCGCCCCAAGUUGGCUGCGGGCGUUUCGACCAUCGUUAGGGACACCACCGCGCUCUUCAAUAAAUAUCCUGCUCGCCUGACAUUGACUAAGCUCUCGCCUGAUCUCGCCGGAUGCGACCCGAAGUACUAUUCCAUCGCCGUGCAGGGAGAGGUGUCCGGAAUUUCUGCGCUGUCAGAACGUGCUAGUGGCAAGGAAGGUACCGCGGGACGAUUCCCGAACCAGCUCAAGACGAUGAUCUUCGAGUACGGCGCGCCCAUCAAGGUCAAAUGGAGGGCGCCGGCAAGCCACGGUCGGAAAGAUUGGAUCGGCUUGUAUAUGGUCGCCGACAACCGCUCCCGCGAGACUACCGAACUGUCGUCCCUCGGGCGGUGGAUCCCGAUCGUGCCCGGCCAGUUUGGAUCUACAACGGCCGACAAGGGGAUCCUGGUGUGGGACCAGCCGGUCCGGGAUUCGGAUAGCGCCGAGGUCGAUCUGGUGAGCGGCGAGAUGGUGUUCUCGGGCGACAAGCUGUGGUGGACACAGGGUGUGUUCGAAUUCCGGUACCACCACGACGGCAACCACAACGUCAUGUCCAUCUCGCAGCCCUUCGAGAUCCACAUCGGACGGUUCGACUACAGCGACGUCGAGGCCGACAACGAGGGCGCGCUCCAGCAGUCGAUCGAGUCGGCUCUCCUGCCGGUGGUGCGGAACUGCCUGGACCGGGACCCGGACAUCGCGCCGGCGGCGGCGGCGGACACCUUCGGCGGCCACGUGGAGAGAGACGGCAAGUACGCCAAGAGGCUGGUCUACGCGAUGCACCAGAUGUUCGGCAUCGAGUUCGCGCCGGCCGUGGUCCCCGCCGACGGCUGCGCGAGGAACCUGGCCUGGAGAAUCUGCAACGCAAAGCAGGUCUUGGCCCCCUACAGCAUGUCGUACUCGAGAGGGACCGCGACGCCGGUGGACAAAUAG
Durotheca rogersii is the source of this 2841-nucleotide messenger RNA. RefSeq names its product phosphatidylethanolamine N-methyltransferase. The record is from RefSeq and is a predicted model, not a curated record. Bases 1 to 2841 code for a protein of 946 amino acids. Gene Ontology annotation, biological process: phosphatidylcholine biosynthetic process. Gene Ontology annotation, molecular function: phosphatidylethanolamine N-methyltransferase activity. NCBI's taxonomy places the organism in Eukaryota, Fungi, Ascomycota, Sordariomycetes, Xylariales, Xylariaceae. The transcript is spliced from 3 exons.